GACGACCACUCCCACCACUACGUCAACUACGACUACCACUCCCACCACUACUACGACGACCACUCCCACACUACCGACUACCACUCCACCACUACAUCAACUACAACGACCACUCCCUCCACUACAUCAACUAUGACGACCACUCCCACCACUACUACGACGACCACUCCCACCACUACUACGACGACCACUCCCACCACUACGUCAACUACGACUACCACUCCCACCACUACUACGACGACCACUCCCACCACUACAUCAACUACAACGACCACUCCCACCACUACUACGACGACCACUCCUUCCACUACGUCAACUACGACUACCACUUCCCCCACUACUACGACGACCACUUCCACCACUACAUCAAGUACGACUACUACAAGCACAACGGCUAGUACGACCACAACCGCAACUUCUAAUCCCCCAUCCGGAGGCGAUAGUAUAUGCGCGGAGGUGAUCCUGACGCAUGCACAACCCUUAAAAACGGUUAUGUCUCCCAACUACCCUGACUACUACCCUGAUAAUUACCACUGCGAGUUCAACAUCACGGCACCAUUGGGCAGGAAAGUAGACAUCUACUUCGACGUCUUUAAGGUUGAAUACUCAUCCAAAUGCGUCAAGGACUACUUCCAAAUUGUCGGAAUUGAGAAGUACUACGGCAUUAAGAUAUGCGGUCAUAAGAUCCCAAAACUGAAAUUACUGUCCAAGAAGAAUUACCUGACAGUCACCUACCACUCCGAUGGAGGAGGCAAGAAGCUAAAGGGCUUCAAGAUCUUUGCCACAGCUGUAAAGGAUACUAGUGCUUAACAACACCACCGACGACGAUCAACCCUCCACCACCGACGACGAUCAACCCUCCACCACCGACGACGAUCAACCCUCCACCACCGACGACGAUCAACCCUCCACCACCGACGACGAUCAAUCCUUCGCAGCCUGACUGACCAGACACGAAUACGAGUAUCUCUCCAACACCAAGAAUCUUUCAUUGGAUUGUUCUGUGGACCCGGUUAUCCACUAUCUGAUGAUGGCCGACUAACUUGUUCAGUGAUCAAGAGACUUGGAGGAGAAGAAGACCCGGAGAACAAGCAACACGGAAAAAACAGAGCAUUCGGAACCAUGACAACAGGGGCACACAACAACAGGGGGACACAGCAACAGAGGGACACAACAACAGAAGGGCACAGCAACAGGGGGACACAACUGCAGAAGGACAUAGCAGCUGGAAUGUCAAUAAUAAGAAGGACCUAGACAAGGGGAUCCAUUAUAACAAGGCACCAUUAUAACGAGGGGGCCAUGAUUAGAGGGGACCA
Messenger RNA from Homarus americanus (American lobster), 1316 nucleotides. Its product is annotated as cell wall protein DAN4-like. The transcript is spliced from 5 exons. NCBI's taxonomy places the organism in Eukaryota, Metazoa, Arthropoda, Malacostraca, Decapoda, Nephropidae. The annotation marks the transcript as partial. The record is from RefSeq and is a predicted model, not a curated record.